This is a messenger RNA of Gadus macrocephalus (Pacific cod), 4462 nucleotides long. It is a transcript of the gene adamts12, whose product is annotated as ADAM metallopeptidase with thrombospondin type 1 motif, 12. The record is from RefSeq and is a predicted model, not a curated record. Gene Ontology annotation, molecular function: metalloendopeptidase activity. Gene Ontology annotation, cellular component: extracellular matrix. Bases 260 to 4447 code for a protein of 1395 amino acids. Gene Ontology annotation, biological process: proteolysis; extracellular matrix organization. The transcript has 19 exons. NCBI's taxonomy places the organism in Eukaryota, Metazoa, Chordata, Actinopteri, Gadiformes, Gadidae.
UAUCCAAAGUACACUCCUCCCUUCCUUCGCACAAUCGAAGCUUUCUCCUGCUUUAAUGUUCUGUGAUUCCGACUCCUUCUUCUCCUUCUCCUGCCGUUCGUGUUGUCCCCGGUGCAGGGCUCAUUCCUUGACACGUUCAUCUGCACAGCCUACCUCGGGGUCCUUCGAACUCGGCGUGGUCACUGGACCGCCUGUAACGCCAAUGGACCUCCAAUGUCUGGCAACCUUUUCUUGCUUUUUGAGUUCGGUUGAAUGAAAUAUGCAAUGUUCGCAGGAGAGCCGGGUUCUUUUCUUUCUGCUCCACUUUGUCUUCCUAUUGGCGUCCAGCCACGAUGAGCUCUCCGAGUUUGGCAGCUUUCUAUCCCCUAGAAAAGAUGACUUGCACGCGACAGAGUCAGAUCUGCCCAUUGUCCAUCCUGUGAAAGUCGACUUCGAUGGACGGUUUAUCUCCCAUACACUUUCCCAUCACUUCGGGAAUGGGCGACUCAAGCGGGAUCUGCGACCGUUGGAGCCAGAGACGGAGAGCCAACGGGUCUAUUAUCAGAUCGACUACAAAGGUCGGAGUCUCAUCUUCAAUCUGACGGCGAACACUCAGCUUGUUUCACUCGACUACGUUGUGGAGAGGAGGAACGGGAGUCUGAACAGGACGACGGAGCAGCAUCUUCGUCUCCCCUCCGCGGGAGAUCUCUGUCACCUGAUUGGCACCGUCACGGUCAACCAGGCGCGUGGCACCGCCGCCGUCAGCACCUGUAGCGGACUGAGAGGGCUCUUCUCCCUGUCCGAGGGACACUUCUUCAUCGAGCCAGCCCCGGGGGCCGCCGACGAAGACGGAAGGCAGCCGCACAUUGUGUAUCCCAGAGUUACUCCGGAAGGUCACCGGAGAGUCAGGCGCAGCUCACGCACCCAGGGAGAACCCGUUCCCUGUGGGGUUAAAGAUGGUCCGAAGGACUCCGUCCGGGUGGAGCGAGAGCGGGAGAAAUGGGAGACGGAGGAGAACCGGGGUCCGUCGCGCUCCCAGCGCUCCGUCAGCAGGGAACGCUGGGUGGAGACAAUGGUGGUGGCCGACUCCAAACUCAUCGAUUACCAUGGCCAGGACAACGUGGAGUCCUACAUCUUCACCAUCAUGAACAUGGUGGCCGGGAUCUUCCAUGAUGCCAGUAUCGGGAAUGCCGUCCACAUCAUUCUGGUUCGCCUCAUCCUGCUGCAUGGGGAGGAGAAAGACCUGAAGAUUGUUCACCAUGCAGACACCACUUUAUCCAGCUUCUGUGCCUGGCAGAAGAACCUGAAUCCACAGAGUGACACGCAUCCUGCUCAUCACGAUAUAGCUGUCCUGGUUACCAGGAAGGACAUCUGUGCCGGGAUGAACCAGCCGUGUGAGACCCUGGGCUUGUCGCACCUGUCUGGGAUGUGCCAGCCGCACCGCAGCUGCAACAUCAACGAGGACUCGGGCCUCCCGGUGGCGUUCACCAUCGCCCACGAGAUGGGCCACAGCUUUGGCAUCCACCACGACGGCCAGGGAAACGACUGUGAGCUACAAGGCAGACACCCCUUCAUCAUGUCCAGGCAGCUGAUGUACGACAGCUCCCCUCUCACGUGGUCCUCCUGCUCCAAGGAGUACAUCACACGCUUCCUAGAUCGUGGUUGGGGCUUCUGUCUGGACGACCGGCCCUCCAAGAGAGAUCUGACGACGCCAUUGGCCCGUCUGGGUGUCCGUUACACAACUCACCAUCAGUGCCAGCUGCAGUACGGCCCGGACGCCACCUUCUGUCCUGAGGUUGAUAAUGUUUGUCAGAUCCUCUGGUGUUCUGUGAAUGGCACCUGUCGGUCCAAGCUGGACUCCCCCAUUGAUGGAACCCGCUGUGGGCCAGAGAAGUGGUGCAUCUCUGGGGAGUGUGUGGUCGUAGGCAAGCUGCCAGAGACGGUGAACGGAGCCUGGGGCCAGUGGAGCACGUGGUCCCACUGCUCCAGGACUUGUGGGUCUGGGGUCCAGUCCGCAGAGAGGGAAUGCAACAACCCCAAACCAGAGUUCGGCGGCAAGUACUGCACAGGGGAGAGGAAGCGGUAUCGAACCUGCAACACCAAGCGGUGCCAGAAGAACAUCCCCAGCUUCAGGGAGAUGCUGUGCAGCGAGUUCGACACGGUGCCCUACCAGAACGAACUGUACAAGUGGAUCCCUGUGGCCAACCCAGUGGGUCCGUGUGAGCUGCACUGUCGGCCGGUGACGGAGUACUUCUCCGAGAAGAUGCUGGACGCGGUGACGGACGGCACGCCUUGCUUCAUGAACAACAACUCCCGGAGCAUCUGCGUGAACGGAGUGUGCAAGGAGGUGGGGUGCGAUUAUGGGAUAGAUUCCAACGCGGUGGAGGACCGCUGUGGCGUGUGUCUGGGAGACGGCUCCAGCUGUGAGACUGUCUACAAGACCUUUGACGGAGGCGAGGGCUUCGGGUACGUGGACGUGGGUGUGAUUCCCCGAGGGGCCCGAGACAUCCUGGUGCAGGAGGUGGAGGAGGCAGGUAACUUCCUGGCCCUGCGGGGGCCCGAGCCGGAGGACUACUUCCUCAACGGUCACUACAUCAUCCAGUGGAACGGGGAGUACGAGGCCGGGGGCACCACCUUCUACUACGAGCGCAGCGGGAACAUGGAGAACCUCACGGCCCCGGGGCCCACCAAGAACCCCGUCGUUCUCCAGUUGCUGUACCAGGAGACCAACCCUGGUAUAAAGUACGAGUACACCGUCAAGAAGACCCCGACCACCGGGAACGAAGUGACGGAUCCUGUGUACAUCUGGAGAUACGGUGCAUGGACAGACUGCAGCACCACGUGUGGCCAAGGGCAGCAGCAGCAGCCUGCGCGUUGCUUCGAGGUGGACAUGGGCGUGGUGGACGAGACCCUGUGUGACCCCAACGUCCGCCUGGAGGAUCGACACCGCAAGUGCAAGAGCAUGGACUGCCCAGCGAGGUGGUGGGUGGGGGGCUGGCAGCACUGCAGCACCACCUGCGGGGUGGACGGGGUGCGGAAGCGCACCGUGCUGUGUGUCCGCACCGUGACCGGGGAGGAGAGGGUGCUGCACCCCUUGGACUGCAAGCACCUCCUGAAACCCAAGCCGAUGGUGCCCUGCAGCAGGGAGGUUGCCUGCGGACAGGACUGGGCGGUAGGCGCCUGGGAAGAGUGUCCGGUGUCGUGCGGUGGCGCCGUGCGGUCCCGGUCGGUCACGUGCGUGUUGGCGCCCCGGAAGAGCUGUGACCUCACCACCAAGCCGCGCUCCCGCUCGCUGUGCGCGCUGCAGAGCUGCCCCAACUCCAGCCUGCGCAGACGUCCCGGGCCUCCCACCAAGUACCGCCGCCUCUUCCCGCCCAAAAGCAAGUCUGACGCCGCCACCGUGCGCCCCAGGGUCCCGACGACACCCGUGACCACCAGCGCGCCGUCCACACCCUCACCCACGUCUCCUCUGUGGGAGACGACCGUCGCCCCUGGCGACGCGACCACCGGAGCGCUUGGCGGCGACGACGAUUACGAGUUUGACAUAACGGUGAAGGGGAAUCUGAUCGUGAAGAAGGAGAACGGCGGAAAACCUCCUCCGACGGAAGCCAGCGCUCUAGCGGAGAGCCCUGAGGGCAACCGGGCAGAGGAGGAAGAGAAGGACGGGGAAGAGGAGGGCAGCACAGAAGACGGGGUCCCCUAUUCUCCCGCCUUUGACUCUGAGAACGAGAAGACGAUGAAUGAGAAGGGCAUUAUCGAUCUAGACGUGACACCCGCAGCCAAGUUAGCUGUGGCCCCUAUCCAAUCACCCGGCCCGACCACACCCCACUUGGUCAUGGCGGUCCCCACGUUGCGUGCAACGCAAGCCCCCGCACGCACCACCAGAGCGCCCGCUACGAAGGCCUACACCACCACCCCACGGGCUGCCAUGCACCAUACCAUGGCCGCACAAACCACUCGUCGCUACACCCUCUUUGGACCCCGCACAACGCCUUUGAGCGAUCCAUACGUCGACCGGUCACACAGGGUACACCACACAACCACCGCCAAACCCAGGAGCCACUCGGCUCCGUUAAACCAUCAGCGGCCAGCGACUCAAGCCCCAGAGGCCUUCACUAAAAGGACCUUCACUUCCACGGACAGACCUCAAACCACCGGGCACCACGCUAAGCUGAAGAAGCCGGGCGACUCUUCCAAGAAAAACAACCGGGCGGCGCCGGAGUCUAAGAGGCACCUGGCUCACGCCAAAGACGACACCCACCCCGCCAAGCCCAGGCCGAGACCCAAGCGUCCCGCCGUCAGCGACUCCAGCGGGAACGAAAGCAACCCGAGGGCCGCACAGCCCGCCACCAGGGACGUGUUCUGGGUGGCGGGGAACUGGAGCGAGGUGGGUCCUGACUCACGACACGGCAGAGCAUUCCGAGGGGCUUAUGCACCUCGCGGCCAUCCCGGCUCGCGAGGUGCAUAAGGACGCCACCCCGUC